This is a messenger RNA of Tribolium madens (black flour beetle), 1171 nucleotides long. RefSeq names its product nucleic acid dioxygenase ALKBH1 (gene AlkB). Lineage: Eukaryota; Metazoa; Arthropoda; Insecta; Coleoptera; Tenebrionidae. The record is from RefSeq and is a predicted model, not a curated record. Bases 184 to 1146 code for a protein of 320 amino acids. Gene Ontology annotation, molecular function: oxidative RNA demethylase activity; broad specificity oxidative DNA demethylase activity; ferrous iron binding. Gene Ontology annotation, cellular component: nucleus; cytoplasm. The transcript is spliced from 4 exons. Gene Ontology annotation, biological process: oxidative RNA demethylation.
CACUGUGAGAGUAAUUCAUUAAAUCACCAUUAAUAAAAUAUUUAAUUGUUACUUUCAAAUAAUCAUAUUUGUUGUCGAUAAAGUAGAACACUUUAUGUUACCGACGUUACGUAAGCUGUUAAUUACAUAACCUCACUUUUUUUGACAUGAAAAACCACUUAUGUAAACAAAAUAAUUAUUACAAUGUUUAAGGAUUGUUUUAAAUAUUACAAAUCUCGAAAUCCUCCUCCUGAUCUAGAUAAAGUUUUUGAUUUUAGCAACAGUGAGAAAUUUUCAUCGAAAAUUAGGCGAAUUAAUGCGGAAAACAUCAGCAAUUCUGUCAGCAAUUUUGGCUUAAAGCCUGCUAAAACUUGGGAAAUUUACGAAUUAAUUGAGCAUCCUGGAUUAAUUUUUAUUAAAAAUCCUUUCACUAGUAUUGGUCAGAGGUACUGGGUGGUGCGUUGCUUGCAGGACUAUUCAAAGCGUCCAAAUAAAACAAACUUAGAUGAUUUAAAUUUGAUACCUGAAGGCAAGGAAUGGUGGGACGUUUGCCAGAACAAUAAUAACAAAAUAUUAAUGAAUAAGUUGCGAUGGGUGACGUUGGGUUAUCACCACGAUUGGGAUAGCAAAGUCUACACUGAGGAGAAUAAAGGAGAGUUUCCGAAAGAUUUAGCAGAUUUGAGUAGAUUUAUAGCAGAAUCACUUAACUUUUUGCAUUUUAACGCUGAAGCGGCAAUUGUGAAUUAUUACCACAUGGACUCAACUUUAUCAGGGCAUACUGACCACUCCGAACACAAUUUAAGAGCUCCCUUAAUCUCGUUUAGCUUUGGCCAAACUGCGAUUUUUUUACUAGGGGGCAAGAGUAAAGAGGAGGAGCCUUCCGCUAUGUUUCUACGAAGUGGCGAUAUUGUAAUAAUGAGUGAGGAAUCAAGGCUGUGCUACCACGGUGUUCCUAAAAUUUUACAAAUGGAUUCGAGGUUUUGGAACUGUUUUGAAGAAACCGAUUUUGCUAAUGAUUAUAAAAAUGUUGUUAAUAUUUGUAAAGAGGAAACGUUGUGGAAGCCUUUUGGCGACUAUUUGAAUAAUUCGAGGAUUAAUAUUAAUGUGAGACAGGUGUUGCAAAGGGGCCAGAAACGCCUUUGUAGCGAAUCUGACGAAAAAACGUGAAAUAAAAGUCAAAAAUCAAACACGA